This is a messenger RNA of Dromiciops gliroides (monito del monte), 5510 nucleotides long. It is a transcript of the gene MAPT, whose product is annotated as microtubule associated protein tau. The record is from RefSeq and is a predicted model, not a curated record. The coding region runs from base 700 to 3072 and encodes 790 amino acids. Gene Ontology annotation, cellular component: neuron projection. Gene Ontology annotation, molecular function: microtubule binding. NCBI's taxonomy places the organism in Eukaryota, Metazoa, Chordata, Mammalia, Microbiotheria, Microbiotheriidae. The transcript is spliced from 13 exons. Gene Ontology annotation, biological process: microtubule cytoskeleton organization; neuron projection development.
ACAUCGUGGGACAGAUUCUGGGCAGAUCUUUACAGUAAAUUAAUUGGCGCCAAGCAUUUAUUUUUAGUUUCUUUCUCCCUCCCCUCACCCCCAAGAACUAGUGAGGAGGUCAGGACCAUUUGCAGCCUUGUGACAUGGAAGGUGGGUGGGGUGUCAUCAGGGAGGAGCAAGUACAAAGCCAGCAUCUACAUCAGCAGCUUUUUCUAGAUGAUUCUUCUCCUUCCGUGUAGGAAAUUAACAAAGAUUAGACAACCUUUGUAAGGAAGGGAAUAGGAAGGAAGUGUGGCCUGAAGUAUUCUACUAUCUGCUUUCUAGGGUGAUCUGAACAUUCAUUCUUGCCAUAGCUUAGCCCUGGAUCUUCAGAAAAGACUGAGGACAGAGAUGGGAAGGAAGAAAGGAAGGGAAUGAGGGGGCUUUGAGUGGCUCCCACCUUCACCCAACCCUACUCCCAGUUCAUGAAUGGGGGGAACUAGUCAAAGUUAUUUCCCAAAGCAUUUAUCUAACAAAGAAUGAGGAUUAUUCUGGUAAUACCAGCCAGAUGUUAUCCCAGUGAAGAUGGAUUUCUGUAGUUAGGACAGGCUAUUAUUACUGUAUGGAAAUGUUCUCAGCUUCUGUUGAUUUGAAGAAUGGAAGGGAUGGAAGAGAAUCGUGCCUUUAGUCCACCAAACCCUGAAUCAAAGCAUGGAUUGAGCUGCUAAAAUGCUACUCCAUUUUGAAAUCUCUCUCCAAAUGUGCAACUCUCUAAAGAGGAUGGCUGAGCAAAGACCAAGCUUCAGCAUGAUGGAAGACCACACUGGGAGCCAGCAGAUCCAUUCUGGAGAACCCUUCCAGGUGGGAGGAGAGAGGAAAGACAUGCCUUCUCAAGGAGGUUAUACUCUGCUGCAGGACAAUGAAGAUGACACAGGGCAUGGCUUGAAAGGAUAUUCUCAACACAUCCCAGCCGAUGAUGGAUCAGAUGAACAGGUCUCUGAAACUUCUGCUAAGAGCACUCCGACUACAGAAGAUGUGACAGCACCCUUAGUGGAUGAGCAGGAACACGAAGAUCAGACUGCAACCCAGGUGGAGAUACCUGAAGGAACCACAGCUGAAGAAGCGGGUAUUGGAGACACACCUAACCUGGAGGACCAAGCAGCAGGAGAUGUUUCCCAAGAGGAGUUCAGAGUCUCAGCAGAGUGUCAGAGGGAGGAAUCAGAGAUCCUGGACUUCUUAGCCAAUGAGAUUAAAUCCCAAAUGCCUCAGGUAAGCCUGGAAGAAGCAUUUCAGAAACCACAGAUUCCUUUGAGGAAAACAGAAGCUGAGGAGCCAGGGAUGACUGUCCCCCUUGCCUCUCAGGACAGUUCAAUGUACUCAGAGGUGCCAAGGCUGGAUGGAGACAAAGCUGAGCAGAGUUUGACAUCUCCUGAGCCCGCUGUGUUGGAAAGCCCCAAACCUUCAGGAUAUUUCAGAGUGGGGGUUGAAGGCUCCGAGGUCCACCAAAGCUUUCUUAGUGAACAUUAUGGCGCUGAAGCCAUUGGCCAAGGUGCCAUUAAUAUGCCUGGGGAAGAAGUCUCAGAUAGGUCAGCAGGGUCUAGACCAUCCCAAAGCCCUGGGGAUUACCCAUCAGUACUGCCUGUGAAAGAAAGGGCCGUGGUAAGGGAGGAUGAUGAAGAUCGUGACGUCGAUGAAUCCUUACCCCAAGAUUCACCUCUCCCUCCUCAGCUUUCUCCAAUACCAGUGAGCUUACAACCUCAAGAAGUAGCUUUGCCUUCAGUGACUUCCAGAGAAACUGUUGCAAUCCCUCAUUUACCAGUGGAACAUCAUAUCAGAAUUCCUCUGCCUGAUGAUUUUCUCUCCAAAAUUUCCCCAGAGAUGCCCGUGAUUGAAAGAGACCUCCCUGCAGUAGGCCAGGUAGCAACUGAAGGUAGUGAUGGACUCUCUAGUUUAGAAUUAUCUGAGGGUGUGUUCCACGUGGAUAUCAAACCUAAUAUCCCAAAGGAGCAAGAAUUUUCAGAGUUGGGCCCAGAAGACUCAUUGAGUGGGGAGCCGGGGAGCCCAAGUGCCUCAGUGGAGGUGGAUGCAAAAACGCCAGAGAAGCAACCUGUACGCUCCCCAUCCGGGAAGCCAGUCAGUCGAGUUCCUCAGUUAAAAGCUCGUAAAGGCAGUGCAACUGGAAGUGACGAGAAAAAAGCCAAGGGGGCGGAGACUAAAAGUGGAAUGAAAAUGGGCACUCCCAGGGCAGCGGCACCUUCGGGGCAGAAAGGACCAGCCAAUGCUACCAGAAUCCCGGCAAAAACAUCAGCCCCAAAGACACCUCCGAGUGCUGGUGAAUCUACAAAAUCUGGAGACCGAAGUGGCUACAGCAGCCCAGGUUCCCCAGGGACUCCUGGCAGCCGGUCCCGUACUCCCUCUCUGCCCACACCCCCGACCCGGGAGCCGAAAAAGGUGGCAGUGGUCCGUACACCACCCAAGUCCCCAUCUUCAGCCAAGAGUCGCCUUCAGACUUCUACAGUCCCCAUGCCAGACUUGAAAAAUGUCAGGUCCAAGAUUGGGUCCACUGAAAACUUAAAACAUCAGCCAGGAGGUGGAAAGGUGCAGAUAUUUAAUAAGAAGCUGGAUCUUAGCAACGUCCAGUCCAAGUGUGGCUCAAAGGAUAAUAUCAAACACGUCCCAGGAGGAGGCAGUGUGCAAAUAGUAUACAAGCCAGUCGACCUGAGCAAGGUGACUUCCAAGUGUGGCUCAUUGGGCAACAUCCACCACAAACCAGGUGGUGGCCAGGUGGAAGUUAAAUCUGAGAAACUGGACUUCAAGGAAAAAGUUCAAUCAAAGAUUGGUUCCCUGGAUAAUAUUACCCAUGUUCCUGGUGGAGGAAACAAGAAGAUCGAGUCUCACAAGCUAACCUUCCGUGAGAACGCCAAAGCCAAGACCGACCAUGGAGCAGAAAUUGUCUACAAGUCUCCCACCAUGUCUGGGGACACCUCCCCCCGGCACCUCAGCAACGUUUCUUCUACUGGAAGCAUCAAUAUGGUGGACUCCCCCCAGCUCGCCACGUUGGCUGACGAAGUCUCUGCCUCCCUGGCCAAGCAGGGCUUGUGAUCUUGCCCAGCAGUGUGGUAAUCAUGGAGAGAGGAGAGAGAGAAAGAGAGAGAGAGAGAGAGAGAGAGAGAGAAAGAGAAAGAAAGAGAGAAAGAGAGAGAGAGAAAGGAAAAAAGAAUAAGUGUGCAGCCCUUCUUCCUCUGUUCCUUUCCCAGCUGUUUCUCACAGAUUACCUAAUUGGUGAAUGAUUUAACCUGCUGCUGGCCUUUGUGGCUGUAGCUCCAGGACCUUCAAAUCAGUGAUGGGAAUAAAAGCAAAUUUUGUCUUUACAAAUUGAAUUCUUGGGGCUAACAGUUAUAAUAAAUUUUUCAAAAUUUUUUUUCAAAAGAAAGCCCCACCCACAUUUCUCUAGGCCAGUUUGAUCAAAUUAUUCCUUCCCCUCCUCCCAAAGUGGGAAAUGGAUUGCUGUUAAUGCUGUUGCUGGUGAGUUCCAAGGAACCAGCCUGGUACCCAUCUCCUCCUCCUCUUCCUCUUCCUCCCCUCAGUCAUAGCAACAGCAGCAGUGGGUUUGAGACCUGCCUCACCCAGAGAUUCACAGAGACCCCAAGCCACGUUUGUGUCAGCAAGAGGGAGAUAGAGAAAAGUGAGUGGGGCACCUGUGCCCACCCUGCUAUGAGCAGCAGAGCUCAAAUGAAGACCAGAAGUGACAAGUUCUUAUAGGCACGAGUGCAAAACCAAAUAUACAGGGCGCUGUUCAGGGGGACGUCAGAGACAACGUCUUGGCUGGAAUGUUUGCUGAGGGGCUUGUUGUAGUCGCUGCUACUGUUUUGUUUUACAGUCCUGCGGGGAAGGGAGUCCUUUAUCACCCUGAACUUGUAAACUGCUCGGGAAUUGGUCUGGGCUUUCUGAAGCAUACUGGGAAUUCCUUCUCAAAGCCCACCCUAUGCCCAGUGAUAGGGUAGGGAGGGAGGACAGCGUGUCUAUUCUUAUCCCUUGACGGUACUGACUUUGCUGUGCUGCAAGCAGCUGGCCUUUGUUUGGGGGUUUUAGUUUGUUUGUUUUAGUUCUCCCCCGCCCCUUUUCCGUAGACCCCAGGGAAGGGUCAGAUGCCAGUAGAAGUGAUUUCCUUUCCCCUUCUAGUGUGCGGUGUCGGUGCCGUCUGGGUUCUGAAGGCUAGAACUGAUUUGUCAAUGAGAAUCUCUGUUCUUAGGGCUUCCCUGUCAUCUCUGUCACAAGUCUUAGGGGACCAUGGCCUCCGGCAUUGCGGCACAAGUGGAGACAAAGCCUUGUUCUUGACUGGGGCCGUCCUUCCUCCCCCCUCCCAGUUCUAUAAAAUCUGGGGGCCGUUGGGGCUCUCCAGCCUCUUUGGACUGCUUUGGGACCGAAAGGGAUAAUGGGUGCUAGGAAGCCACAGACCUCGGGUGACUGGAAAGAGGUUGAUGCUGAAGUCAUGUGCCGGUCCCUCUGGUGUGGCUGGGGGAGGAGAGGAGACACUGCAGGCUGAAGCCCGUCUUCUCACACCACUGACGGCCAUCUUUGUACUUUCUGUGUGCCCUUGGGACUCUACAGUUUGGUGGUUCCUAAGCUCAUCGCUUCAAAAUGUGGCCACCAUAAGCCAUGCCCCCUUGUCCUUCUUACCCAGCCCCUUAGCAAGUCCCUGAGGGCCCUGCCCUCCGCAGUCACCCCCUUAGCUAUACACGGCAAGAGGGAAUGGCAGGAGCACAAUCCCCCUACCCCUUGCGGGAGUGAACCCUAAGGAGUGUUGAUCAGGUUGGGGACGAGAGCUUUCUCUUUGGGGGAGAGGCCCACCUUUGGGCUCCAGAUUCUUUCUCCAAACCUUUGUUUGUCUCUAAUGAGCAUCUGUGGCUCUCUGUUUGGAAUCUCUUUCUUUCCCAAGUGAAUCUCAACCUUCCCAGUAGCCCCUUAAAAAGUCACUUUCUACUUCUGGGUAGUCAUUGAUCCUUGGUUCUAUUGCUUCAUGAUUCCUUUUCCUUACAGAAAAAUUGCUGUGAGUAUUGAACUGAUGUUCUCAAAAAUAUGGCUGGUUGAGAGAGCUGGAAGAUCCAAGCCAUUUCACAGGGUACAGAUGGUGACCCCUUCCCACUAUGGUCAAUUAUCCAUUACCUAUCAGUGAGGGCCCUGCCACUUCCAGACACAGUCACCAAAUCAGUUUUCCUUUCCGCUGUACUCUCUCCCCAGGGAAGGUACCUCUACCUUCUCCUCCCGCCCCCAUCCUUUCCAGAGAAUGCCCUAUCUCUCUCUGCCACUCUCCCCUCCCCCAACCCCAUAUUCAACUCAAAAAUGCUUCUGUGUUUGAGUUGUGGAAUAAGUGAACAGAGGCUUCUCCUUCCUUUAUUUCCCCAUCAACUUGUGGUGUAUAGUUGCAUUUGUCUUGUAUAUGCUUGGAAUUCACCAGGGUGAUGAUUGUAAAAAGAAAAAAAAUGGGAAAAAAAAACAAAACAAAACAAAACAAAAAAAAAACCGCAUGUAUCAUUAAG